Molecule: messenger RNA, 1189 nt
Organism: Daktulosphaira vitifoliae (grape phylloxera)
Lineage: Eukaryota; Metazoa; Arthropoda; Insecta; Hemiptera; Phylloxeridae
Exons: 10
Coding region: 306-1076 (256 amino acids)
Source: RefSeq, a predicted model, not a curated record
CCAAAAUGGUAUAACAAAAUAUUGGAUAGAUUAAAAAAGUUUAUGUAAAGAAGCAAAAGUUUGACUUCAACAAUUGUUGAAUCUUUACACAAAGGCCAAGUCUAAAAAGUUCGAUGAGUUGUACAACAAGCGAGAAACUCAGGAAAGUGAAAAAAAAAUGUAUAGAUUGUCGAAAGUUAGAGAAAUAUAAUCUAUGGAUUUUCAAAACGUACGGUGUGUGGAAAUGUACCAUAGUAUAUGUUGUUUGUUUAUGAUAUCAAAGGGUGAUAAGAGAAAAUAAGGAGGAAGUCAACCAAAGGCUUAAAAUGUGGAUAUUAACCCGAGGAUCAAUGAUUCGAAGAAAUAAGACGGAUUUUUAUCAGUACUCGUAUGUAAUAACGGCUUUUUUAAUAAUAAUUUCCAAAGGUUCUCCGACUAGAAAAAAUUCUGACGAAUCAGAUAGUAGUAAAUGUACACUUCAUAGAACAGAAUCGGAAGAAUCAGGAAGUAGUACACUUCAAAGAACGGAAUCAGAUGAAUCAGGAGGAAGUAAAGAUGAUAUAUGUCCCGUGUGCUGGAAACAAGAUCCACAAAUCACUUUGAUAGACUGUAAUCAUAAAAUGUGUGGAAUAUGUGCAAAUCAAUUUGUUUUACGAAAACUUUUUGAAUGUUCCUUGUGUAGAGCAACAAUAAAAUCAUUUUCUGGGUUGAGUAUGUGGAAACCUUAUAUAAAACCUGGCCUAUCACCCGAUGCAGAGAUGGCUCAUAUAGUGAACGGUGUUAAAAGCCAACUAAUUACGGACGAAGAGUUGAUUUCCCGUUAUUUUUAUCUUUUACCGCAUCAAUACGCUGAUGCAGAAAUUUUAAGUGAUAUUCAUCAAAUCCGAUCGUCGUACAGUAAACACGUCUUGACGUAUAUUCGUAAGUCUAUAAAAAAUGAUAAACCGAAGGACGAAAUAGAUCAGAGGACGCGACGUGUUUUCUUUUUGUACCAUACGAAUAACCAAGAAAAAGAAAUAUUAACGAAAUAUUUCAUUAGAAAUGGUGAAGAUACUGAAAUGCAGUUCAGUACUCGGAAUCGAUUACUAUACAAUUGAAAAAAUAUUAGCUACUAGAUGAUUAAUUAUUUGCCAGCUCAAAGAUUUCACAAAUGAUGUAAAUUUUUUUUUUUUAAUAAAAACCAAAAUUAUACAUUUGAAUUUUAUACGUU